AUGACACUUAUCGGUGCUAUCUUAAAGAAGGUCAAGUCUAAGGACUCAGUAAGGAAAUACAAUUCACCACCCCCCGAAAUGGAAGGCAUUCCGAGGCCAAAGAAAAAGAGGCACAUUGACAAGUACGCCCACGUGAAUGCGGUCGUAGACUGCAAGCCGCCAAUUUACGACUGCGGGCGACUGUUUCGAAACGAAAGAAAAUGGCGGCAACAUAUAAUCAAAAUGGCGGUGGACAACGCGCGUAUAUUAAUGGCGAUACGAAUGGCACAUUUUAAUCGCGGCAAAGUUGACAGCCACUGGAAAUGGCGGCUUCCUACAAGCAAAGUGUAUUACGCUAACAGAGUGAACUUCCUAACGCAACUGCAAAGGAAUAAUCAAGCCAUGUACAAACUUAUUAUGAGCACUGGUCCAAGGGUGCAGUCAACUCGGAGCCUGGAAGUGGACUGGCGGAUAAAUCGACGUGAGAUGCUCCAAAGAGCGCAGAACAAAUUCGUUCUGUUUUCACCUGUGCCAGAAGAGACUGUAGAAGACUCGGCCUUUAGGAAACCACGUGAUGUUACGCGACCGAGGGCGCGACUUACUAUCCAACUGCGUGGAGGGGCAGUGGUCGGCGAGCUGAAGGUGGAGCUGUUCGAAGACGUGUGCCCUAACACCUGCAGGCUGUUUCUGGAACUGUUGGACGGCGAGUCUGGCUACGGAUACGUGGGAACAUCUUUUUUCAGGAAGGUGCCAGGCCUGUACUGGCGCGGCGGCGACGUUGUUUACGACAACGGUUUCGGGUGCUACGCGCAGCGCGGUCGAAACGUGCCGAUAGGCGCUGAGACUUAUCACUUCCCGCAUUCGAUGUCAGGUCUAUUGUCCAUGCGUGUUACGCGCGACAACGAAGUGUGCGGCAAUUUCAACAUUACUUUCAAACCGCUGCCUCAGUUCGAUUUGCGGAACGUCGUCUUCGGUAAAGUAAUCCGUCCCUGUAAAGUGUACGACGCAAUCCGGGAAUUGGGUAAUACAUUAAGCACGUAUCCGGUCGUCGAAAUCGCUGCGGCGAGGCGCCUUGUCCACGGAAAAUGGCGGAAUGGCGCGAAAAACACAAAAUUGCCGCUG
This is a messenger RNA of Iphiclides podalirius (scarce swallowtail), 1101 nucleotides long. The record is from the annotation of a GenBank genome assembly. Lineage: Eukaryota; Metazoa; Arthropoda; Insecta; Lepidoptera; Papilionidae.